AUGGGCUCCGCCAUCAGGCUCGACGAUCCCGAACUCCACACCACAAAGCUAUCGCACGACGACGCCGAGUUUUGGCGCCAGAAUGUCAGCGACCUGCUCCAGCAACGCAGCACCAAGUUCCCCGGCGCUCAGCCUGUGUCGUUCGCGCGAAAGCACCUGCGCGAACUGAAAGAGCAAGACUACUAUGUGGCUGAGAAGACGGAUGGUAUAAGAUGCCUCCUCUACCUCGACCAGACCCUCGCGGAAGGCGGCCAACCGCAAGAAGCUCAAUUCUUGAUUGAUCGCAAGAACGAUUACUACUACAUAUCGAAUGGAUGGCUCUCUGUACCACUGCCGAACAAAGAUGAGCGUACAGGCAAGCCGCGAGUCCCGGCAUACCACAUUCAGACCUGGCAUCGUGGCACAAUACUAGAUGGAGAGCUCGUGCGGCAGGUCCACAAGCACGGCACACAGCAGCUGACAUACUUGAUGUUCGACAUACUCGCGUUGGAUCGUCAGUCUGUCAUGGACAAGCCCUACAACAGUCGAAUUGGGCGCUUCAAGACCGCCGUGUACGAGCCAUGGAAAGCUUUCGCGAAGGAUUGGCCUGGAGAAGCAAAGUUACAACCCUUCCACCUCAGUGUCAAGAAUCCCCAGCUCAGCUACGGCAUCGAGAUGAUGUUCAAAGACGUUAUCCCCACGCUUCCACACGGCAACGACGGUCUGAUCUUUACCUGCCUUGGUACAGGCUACGUGCCCGGCACCGACAAGCACAUCCUCAAAUGGAAACCGCCGCACGAAAACACCGUCGACUUCCGCCUGCAAUACUGCGAACACCCCAAAGAAGUCGACGACGAAGGCGAGUACGAGGACUACGAGCAACCACCCCGCAUCGAGCUGCACGUCAACGGCGGACCCAACAACAUGAAAGGCUACCACAACUUCGCCGAGCUGCACCUCACGCAGGAAGAGUGGAAUGCCAUCAUGGCCAAGCGCGAGAUGAUCGACUGGCGCAUCAUCGAAUGCUGGCGUGACGCCGACACUGGGCACUGGAGACCCAAGCUAGACGAUGGCUACCCGCGCUUUCGCGACGAUAAGACUGACGCGAAUCAUUAUAGCGUGGUGACGAGCGUGAUUGAGAGUAUCGAAGAUGCGGUGUCGGAGCAGGAUCUUAUAAGAGAGGCAGGCGAGAUCAAACGCAAUUGGAAAGCAAGGCAGGCUGAGCAGGAGCAGAAGCAGAAGGCCAGACAGGAAGAAGAGCAGCGGAGGAGGCAUGAGGCUGCUAAGGCGCAGCAGGCUCACCAACAGCAGGCCCCGUCGAAGAAGGAGGAGGUCAAAGAGGAGGAAGAUGAUGGGCCGAGAUAUGAGGACUAG
Molecule: messenger RNA, 1353 nt
Organism: Fulvia fulva
Lineage: Eukaryota; Fungi; Ascomycota; Dothideomycetes; Mycosphaerellales; Mycosphaerellaceae
Product: mRNA-capping enzyme subunit alpha
Exons: 1
Coding region: 1-1353 (450 amino acids)
Biological process (GO): 7-methylguanosine mRNA capping
Cellular component (GO): mRNA capping enzyme complex
Molecular function (GO): ATP binding; mRNA guanylyltransferase activity
Source: RefSeq, a predicted model, not a curated record